Molecule: messenger RNA, 1809 nt
Organism: Vicugna pacos (alpaca)
Lineage: Eukaryota; Metazoa; Chordata; Mammalia; Artiodactyla; Camelidae
Gene: PDK4
Product: pyruvate dehydrogenase kinase 4
Biological process (GO): regulation of glucose metabolic process; protein phosphorylation
Cellular component (GO): mitochondrion
Molecular function (GO): pyruvate dehydrogenase (acetyl-transferring) kinase activity
Source: RefSeq, a predicted model, not a curated record
AAAAACUUGGGAGGCUGCCGCUGGUGACAAGACGCGAACUUCAGUCUCAAGCCACCUACUGCUCCUCCUGCUCUCUGCCCGACUCCUCCACCGCGAAGCUCUCCGGAACCUCAGCUCACGCCUGGGAGCAAGAACCCACUAGCACACCUGCCCUCCCCGCCAGGACGCGCCCGGCCCUCUCUACGCUUCCAGGUCCCGCCCCCUGCAGCCUUCACUCCUCAAGCCAGCCCUAGCUUGUGCCAGGAACGGUGGGCAUCAAGAUGAAGGCGGCACGCUUCGUGAUGCGCAGCGCGGGGUCCCUGGUCCCUCGAGAGGUUGAGCAUUUCUCGCGUUACAGCCCGUCCCCACUGUCCAUGAAGCAGCUACUGGAUUUUGGUUCAGAUAAUGCAUGUGAAAGAACCUCUUUUGCUUUUUUGCGACAAGAGCUGCCUGUGAGGCUAGCCAAUAUACUCAAGGAAAUUUAUAUCCUCCCUGAUCGAUUAGUAAACACAUCUUCAGUACAAUUAGUGAAAAGCUGGUAUAUCCAGAGCCUGAUGGAGUUGGUGGAAUUCCAUGAGAAAAGCCCAGAGGACCAGAAAGCAUUGUCAGAUUUUGUAGAUACUCUCAUCAAAGUUCGAAAUAGACACCAUAAUGUAGUUCCUACAAUGGCACAAGGAAUCCUAGAAUACAAAGAUGCCUGUACAGUUGACCCAGUCACCAAUCAAAAUCUUCAGUAUUUCCUGGAUCGAUUUUACAUGAACCGUAUUUCUACCCGGAUGCUGAUGAAUCAGCACAUCCUUAUAUUCAGUGACUUACAGACAGGAAACCCAACCCACAUUGGAAGUAUCGAUCCAAACUGUGAUGUGGCAGCAGUGGUCCAAGAUGCCUUUGAUUGUUCAAAGAUGCUUUGUGAUCAGUAUUAUUUGACAUCUCCAGAAUUAAAGCUCACACAAGUGAAUGGAAAAUUUCCAGGCCAACCAAUUCAUAUUGUAUACGUUCCUUCUCACCUUCAUCAUAUGCUCUUUGAACUAUUCAAGAAUGCAAUGAGGGCUACAGUUGAACACCAGGAAGACUGGCCUUCCCUGACACCAGUGGAGGUGACUGUUGUCUUGGGAAAAGAAGAUCUUACAAUUAAGAUUUCAGACAGAGGAGGUGGUGUUCCCCUGAGGAUUAUUGACCGUCUCUUUAGUUACACGUACUCCACUGCACCAACGCCUACGGUGGAUAAUUCCCGGAAUGCUCCUUUGGCUGGUUUCGGUUACGGCUUGCCGAUUUCUCGUCUCUAUGCCAAGUACUUCCAAGGAGAUCUAAAUCUCUACUCUUUGCCAGGAUAUGGAACGGAUGCUAUCAUCUACUUAAAGGCUUUAUCUUCUGAAUCUGUUGAAAAACUCCCAGUCUUUAACAAAUCAGCCUUCAAACAUUAUCAGACAAGCAGUGAGGCUGACGACUGGUGUAUCCCAAGCAAGGAACCAAAGAACCUGGCGAAGGAAAAAGUGCUGUGUGAAGAGGGACCCUCAGGACACUCUAAGGGAUCAAAGUGGGUCUGUGCCAGUGCUGUUUCCUGAAUGUUUGCAUGUGAACUCUUGUUUCCUCAAAAACAAACAGCAACAAAACCUCCUUGAUCAGAACACCAGUGCAAAGAGGCACACAGCUCAAUUCUGUGACCCAGGCGAGCGUAGUGCAGGACUACAGGAGUUAAUGGCUGGCCAGCUAUUUAUUCUGUUAACUUAGAAUAACACAUGAGUUUAUAUCAAAUCCUGAAAAGAAACAAACAAGCGUCAGUUCUCCAACUCUUUAUCAACAAGGAUGGGAAAGAGUGAGAAGCGAAGA